Messenger RNA from Anopheles stephensi (Asian malaria mosquito), 5090 nucleotides. Its product is annotated as protein kinase C, brain isozyme-like. NCBI's taxonomy places the organism in Eukaryota, Metazoa, Arthropoda, Insecta, Diptera, Culicidae. Gene Ontology annotation, molecular function: ATP binding; diacylglycerol-dependent serine/threonine kinase activity; zinc ion binding. Bases 722 to 2725 code for a protein of 667 amino acids. The record is from RefSeq and is a predicted model, not a curated record. Gene Ontology annotation, biological process: protein phosphorylation. The transcript is spliced from 14 exons.
GGCGAACUUCACCUCAAUCAAUCUGAUUUGUAAUGCCGUUCGGUUCGGUUCGCUAGCCAGUGCGUCAGGCCAGUGUGUGCUUUUCCACCGUUUUCCACCGUUCGAGCUGUGUCUGAGCCGUGUGCUGCGUACGUGUGCCGGCUCGCGAAGCGAAGAGAACGUCGCUCGUCGUCGUAUCGUUAGCAAGGCCUACCGAGUCGCGUUAGUGUUUUGAUGCGUGUUAGUAUCCAGUUAGUGUCCUGUCAGGUUCGUUCUCGUCUUCCCGAGCGGUUGUACAACCCGGAGCACAACACCUGCUGCUGCUGCUGCUAGCGAGUGCCCAGCCAUCGCGAAGAACCAGUGUACGUGCCUGUGUCCGUGUGUGUGUGUGUGUGUGCUAGUGCGCCACCCUGCAAAGGGUGUGCAGUAGUGAAGGGGGGAGAAGGAAAGGAAGGGUCGUGUAAUAGCGGGUGUCCCAAGUAGUGGUGCGUGCCGUUUUGCUUCGCCAUCCUUUUUGGGGAGAGCGAGAAAGAGAGCGAGAGUGAGCCUGUGUGAAGAGUGCAGCUAGUCAGGAAACAAGCGCCAGGGAUACGGGUGCGUUACGGUGCAAGCGUUACGCGCGCUAAGCGUUACUCACGUCCAUUACUGUUGCUCUAGCUGUGUGUCUGUGGUGCGUGUGUGCGCGGGUUAGUGAGUGAGAUUUCGGCAAACCGGACCGCGACCAACGAACUCCUGCUCGAAGAUGGCGGACGACGAUAACACGCUGGAGGAGAUCCCGGAGGCGGAGAACAAGAAUGCGCUCCGCAACCGUGGACGCAAGGGUGCGCUCAAGAAGAAGAACGUUUAUAAUGUCAAGGAUCAUCGGUUCAUACCGCGCUUCUUCAAGCAGCCAACGUUCUGUUCCCACUGCAAGGACUUCAUUUGGGGCUUUGGCAAGCAAGGAUUCCAAUGUCAAGUUUGUUCCUUUGUCGUUCACAAACGAUGUCACGAGUACGUUACCUUCAAGUGUCCGGGUGCGGAUAAGGGAGCAGAUUCCGAUGACACCCGUACCAAGCAUGAGUUUAAAGUGUGGACCUAUUCGAGUCCAACGUUUUGCGAUCACUGUGGUUCGCUGUUGUACGGUUUGAUCCACCAGGGGCUUAAGUGUACAGCAUGUGAUAUGAACGUACACAAACGGUGCGAGGAAAGCGUACCGAACCUCUGCGGAUGUGAUCAUACUGAACGGCGAGGGCGUAUCCAGCUGACGAUUACGCACUCGGUCGGCAAGCUCAACAUUGAAGUGAAACAGGGUCGCAAUCUUAUUCCGAUGGAUCCGAACGGUUCCAGCGAUCCGUACGUCAAGAUCAAACUGAUCCCGGAUGCGGACAAUGUGAAGAAGAAAACCAAAACCAUUCGCGCCUCGCUCAACCCGGUGUGGAACGAAACGCUUAUAUUUGAUCUCAAGGCGGAGGAUAAGGAUCGUCGGUUGCUGAUCGAGGUGUGGGAUUGGGAUCGUACCUCGCGGAACGAUUUCAUGGGAUCGCUCUCGUUCGGCAUCUCGGAAAUCCUCAAGAAUCCGGUCGAUGGAUGGUUCAAGCUGCUCACGCAGGAGGAAGGCGAGUACUACAACGUACCGGUACCGGAGGAGGGCGCGGAUCUCGUGCAGCUUAAGAGCCAAAUGAGGAAAACAUCCAUCACGAAGAAGAUCCCGAUGAUGGGCGAUAAGGAUGUGCCGCAUAACAUGACGAAGAAGGACGUCAUUCGGGCGACCGACUUCAACUUCCUGAUGGUACUCGGCAAGGGUUCGUUCGGUAAGGUAAUGCUGGCCGAGCGCAAAGGCACGGAUGAGCUGUACGCGAUCAAGAUCCUGAAGAAGGACAUCAUCAUCCAGGACGAUGAUGUCGAGUGUACGAUGGUGGAGAAGCGUGUUCUGGCACUGUCGAGUAAGCCACCAUUUUUGGUGCAACUGCAUUCCUGUUUCCAAACCAUGGAUCGUUUGUACUUCGUCAUGGAAUACGUCAACGGUGGUGAUCUCAUGUUCCAAAUUCAGCAGUGUGGCAAAUUUAAGGAACCAGUCGCUGUGUUCUACGCGUCGGAGAUUGCCAUCGGACUGUUUUAUUUGCACGCACGCGGCAUCGUGUAUCGCGAUCUGAAGCUGGAUAACGUGCUGCUGGACAUGGACGGGCACAUAAAGAUUGCGGAUUUCGGUAUGUGCAAGGAGGGCAUCCUGGGCGAUAAGACGACCAAAACGUUCUGCGGCACACCGGACUAUAUUGCGCCGGAGAUUAUUUUGUACCAACCGUACGGCAAGUCGGUCGAUUGGUGGGCCUAUGGUGUGCUGCUGUACGAGAUGCUUGUCGGCCAGCCACCGUUCGACGGUGAGGAUGAGGAGGAACUGUUUGCGGCCAUCACGGACCAUAACGUUUCGUACCCGAAGAGCUUGAGCAAGGAGGCCAAAGAUGUUUGCAAGGGGCUACUUACCAAGAACCCACAGAAACGCUUGGGUUGCGGAGCACGCGGCGAAGAAGAUGUCCGUGCGCACGCUUUCUUCCGUCGUAUCGAUUGGGAAAAGAUUGAAAACCGUGAGGUGCAACCACCAUUCAAGCCAAAGAUUAAACAUCGCAAGGAUGUGUCCAACUUCGAUCGACAGUUUACAUCCGAGAAGACCGAUCUUACCCCGACCGAUAAGCUCUUCAUGAUGAACCUGGAUCAGACGGAGUUCAACGGCUUCUCGUAUCUCAACCCCGAGUUUGUGCAGUACGUCUAAGCGCGAGAACGUUCCACCAAAACUGCUUCAGUUCGUCAGCUUCGGAUUGGGUCUCUUGGUUCGGCACUGGCGGAUGCUCAAUGCUUGUGCGCUUUGUUGCGGUUGAGUAGGAUAAUUUUAUUAUGUUGUUUUUAAAUGUUUUAAUUAUUUUAGUCCUUGCCACCCGCCGCCCAAUUAGCUGUUGUUAUUUCGCGCGUGCACUCAUCCAAAGAGAUUCUUAUGUCCUAAGUAGCCAUCGUGUUAUAUCGCCAGUCCAGUCAGCAUGGGUCAGCGGGUGGAGUCAUGUGUUAUGUUUAUGCCAGUAUUUGCAUCCUUAUUCAUCGUUCCCUUUCUUACGAAUCAGACAGCAAUGGAGAGGAAUUAUUUUACGCUCUCUCAUUCUCCCUCCCAAAUCUCUAUCGUCUUCCCAUUUUCGCGCGUUUCGAUAGUUUGUUUGUUAAUUUGUUAGUAAGCGUUAAAUAAGCGCCGCAAGCGAGGCUUGCCGGCGCGACUUAAGCGAGUGUUAGCGGGCAGAUUUAUAUUGCGUCGAUUUGUUUGCUUUGUUGCAAAAAACUUUCCUUACCCAAAUAAGCAAUUCGUUCUACAAGAAAGAAAAAAACCGAAAAGUGAAACUCGUACUUCUACUGAUCGUUUUUAAGAACUCAAAUCGAUACUCUCGUAUAUUCUCCUGUACAUGUUUAGCUAGUAAAACAAGGAAGGGCACCGAGGAUUUGUCGUGUACGCGUCACGAUCCUGCUGUACCGGCCUUAGGUGAGGGAAUGUAAUUGCCAAAAAAGAAACAAACACACUCACACUUUUAUCUACUAAUACCACUUUUACACUCAUUGCCGUGGCCCAACCGACCAUCGGUCAGCGGAGGUUUGAUUCCAGAACUCGGCACAAUCGAGCAACCGAUCGUGUAUGUGUGUGUGUGUUUAAAAAAUCGAACCUACUCUGUCCGAUAGCGGUUGGUGCACACUUUAAAAACCAUCUGCACCUUGUUAAAAUCUACACACUUUUAUACUAUAUAAGCAAAUACAAAUAUAUGGCGUACGUGCGCAACGGGCUCAUACAAAAGCGAAAAAGCGAAGGAACAAAUCCUCACAGGAUGUUCGGUCUAGAUCAAGAGAAAAGGCCACUUUAAUUCGAGAUUUCGUUACGCUUUAUUGGUUCCACUUCGAAAAGGGAUAUUUUCCGUACUUGAAUAUUAUUUUGUCUUCUGAAGCAAAAUUAGAUUUAAAAAAAACGAAACUAUUUUCGAAAAAACGGUAGUGAAACCAUAAAACCAAACAGAAUAACAAUUAACUAUCAAAGCAAACAACCAGUAAAAUGCUCCAUUUGGCUGUGUGCACAGAUCACGUUUUAAUUGGCCCUGGUGCGGCCAAUAAGAGUCUAGAAACGCCCUAUAAAUAUAUUUACUCAGCAAAAUUUUUCCCAGCAGGCGACCGUAGACAAAACCAGCAGGCAGAAGACAUCUCUCUCGACUCCAAACAAAUGGGAGGUUUUGGGGUUUGGGAUAAAGAACAAGCAACAACAACAACCAUUACACUAGCACUAGCAGCACCUUUAAAACCGUUCGGUUCGAAGGCAAAACUGGGGGAAGAGUGAAAAGCAGAUGGUAGUGGACACAUUAUACAAUUAACCAUUAAAGAAGAAAAUACAACACGUAAGACAGGAUCAAACCAUGUGUAGGUCUCGUGUGUACUAAGAAAACACCACUUUUUCACUAUAUAGAACGUUAAAUUGAAGCAAAGCUAAAUGCGAAUGUUCCGAAUGCGAGGGGAUAGGAGCACAUACAUUCUCAUUCUACACAGCAUACACAAAGAUAGGUCUGCGAUUCUUGAUGUUUGUAGUGUUAGAAAUUCCGAACGAAGGAAUGGAUGGGUUCUUGGCGUUUGUGUAGUUGGUAGAGCAAAUGCCGCCAAACCCGUGAUCAGCAAAGGUAACCGAGGGUAGAGUGAUGUGUAACUCACGUGCCACAGAACAACACAAUCAAUCAAUCAGAGCGAAAACAAACAAAAAAAAAUGGGAAAGCACCACAACAUAAGAUCCGGGCACGCGUUCGCGAUUAAUCGGUAGAAAUUGUCGAAUACAUACUCGUUUUUGGUAGCAAUAAUAGUAAUAUUACCGUAUAAUAAUCACCGAAGAGACAGAGGAUCGAGAGAAUGUUUCCGUUUUCCGACUCUUUUCGCGUCAGGAUGUGUUCUGCUUCCUGACGAGAGUUUUCUGCAUACUAUACUGACACUCACACCCGCCAUGAGCAUCUGCUCUUGCGAAUCCCCUUUUCUGAACACUUAAACACACACACUCAGAUUCUUCCUCUUUUUCUCUCUAUCACCGUCUCUCUCUCUAUCUCUCGAAACCUGUUUAUGAACAACCAAAAGGA